Molecule: messenger RNA, 1882 nt
Organism: Dinoponera quadriceps
Lineage: Eukaryota; Metazoa; Arthropoda; Insecta; Hymenoptera; Formicidae
Exons: 6
Coding region: 1-1776 (591 amino acids)
Source: RefSeq, a predicted model, not a curated record
AUGAACAAACAAAGACUCCUGCUCGUGCUUCUGAUACUUUCCACAGCGACUUUGGCGAGAUGCGGCUUGCUGGAAAUGUCCCAGAUGCUGUGGACCAAAACGGUGUCCGGAGCCCCGACGAAGAUCGGCAAGCUGGACCCGUUGAGGGUACCGUUGAUCAAGGUGAAUCAAUCCGAGGACGACAUCAGCUACAGAAUAAUUUUGAGGAACUUGGAGAUCGUCGGUCUCAACGAGUCCACUUUGGAAAGCAUCCACGUAGCUCGUGGUAGGCUGAAGUCGAAUUUGAGCGAGGUCGAGGCCGGUUACGUGAGUUACAGCGACCUCAGAGACGUGGAGUCCGUCAGAUAUCGGUUCCACACCAUGAUGAGAGAAGGCAACCCGCCAAAAGAGAGCUUUGCGACCGUAUCGUCGAGUCAAGCCGCCGGGACUUCUUCGCGUUACCAAGAGAGUCGCGUCGGCAGGUUGCAGCAGGAUCAGCACGGAUUCAGGACGGUCGAGCAGACUCGGCAGUACGACAGGACAGCAUUCUCUCGUCCUGACGCAAUGCCCGACGGACCUCACAGAGGCGGUCUGAGAACAAGCGGAUCAGACUCGAAGGCAUAUACCGGACAUUUCGCGAGUUCUCAACGGCCGGCUUACGUUCAGCCGAUUUACACGCAGCAGCCGGAGGAUUUCCACAGUUAUCAGAGCAGUUCGCGGGAUAGCGAGGACACAGUCGACUGCGACGACGUGCGGGAUUACCAAUACCGAGGUGGUCUGAAAAGCAAUCGGCAGUAUGAGCGACAAGGCGCCGAUAGCAGACGCUAUGGGGAGCGAACCGACGAUAUGAAGGUUUCCGCGUCGGAAGAGAUCGAGACUGAGUCGAAAGAUCGCAGUGAUGCAAGAGCGCCCGCUUUGUAUAACAGAGAGCAGCUUGUGCGAUCGAACUUUACGGGAGAUCCUAGAGCGUCGAAGGAGGAAGCAAGGCGGCAAUUAAGCGGUUACGUCCACAUCGUUUACACGGGUGACAGAGCUAACGGCAGCAUGAGGCGUUUCGGUAAUUUUGAUGUCGAUCCCAGGGAUGAUCAACGAGUGUACGGUAUCGAAGAUAUCAUGAAGGAUAUUCGAGAGAGCGCGAAAUUCAUCAUCCACAAUUUCACGGAGGGCGAAGCUUUGACGAAGAGAAACGACAUGGUGAAAGCGAAGAUAGAAGCUAAGGACUCGCGAGACUCGAUAAGGUACGCGAAGGGCCAUCAGGAGCAGCAGGGUUACUUCGAGGAAGGGAUGCAAUUGAUUUAUCAUUACGGCAUGAUGAACGACAGCGCUUCACGAGACGUGAAAUUCAACGACACUAAGAGAGCGAAACGAGCACAUUCCGCGGAAGCGACUGAAGACGACGUGAUGCACGUGAUUCUGAGGAUACACGUCCCACUGCUUCACGUGAGAUCGCAGUAUACGCUCAUGGGAAAAGUAGGGGAGGAGAUAUUGCGGGGCAACGGUCUACUCACCGGAAACUUUACUGAUUUGGCAGCCGACUUCACAUUAGAGUUGAAAAGGGUCAACGGGGAAUUGAUGAUCGUUCGCGCCGCUCGUGCAAAACUCUCAGCGAAAGAUCAAGAGAUCUCUCUUCAAGAUAUGGACGAGGAAGGCCCAGUGCGAGCUAUUCUCAAGCACGGUUUAAUAGCUGCAGAGGCAGUCGCCGCAAUGCUCGCCGACGACUUCGCCACGAAGGGGCUUACCGAGAAAACGGCCGACGCGGUCAUCUACAGGAUGUAUCAAGAUUUGCCGGUCAAUUAAGCAAUCCGCUUGAUUGAGCUGCCUCUCAGAGAGAAUUUCGCGCGUGUUCCGCUGACCUAUCGCGCGCGCUUUAUUAUCUCUUUCAUUGCGUGUGCAAUUAUUUAUU